AUGACUGGGUCACAAGAGUUAGGAAUGAGGAUUCUCCUCCCCAAAGACUGCUCAGCAUAUCUCUCUGAUAGGGCUCAACGACCUUCUGAAAGAAGUCCCACCGCAAACAUUCAUCGGUACCAAUGGUCCGGUCCUACAGCCCGAUGUGUACCCUGGCCUCCUCAAUGUGCCUUAGCGAGGUGGAGGAGUCCUGUGCAGCCGCUCUCCCAUUCCGUACAACCAAAAGGGGCCGAGCAUCCUUAA
This is a messenger RNA of Nezara viridula (southern green stink bug), 243 nucleotides long. The record is from the annotation of a GenBank genome assembly. Lineage: Eukaryota; Metazoa; Arthropoda; Insecta; Hemiptera; Pentatomidae.